Molecule: messenger RNA, 3112 nt
Organism: Triticum aestivum (bread wheat)
Lineage: Eukaryota; Viridiplantae; Streptophyta; Magnoliopsida; Poales; Poaceae
Exons: 16
Coding region: 222-1973 (583 amino acids)
Source: RefSeq, a predicted model, not a curated record
GCGGGCCGGCCCGUUUAAAAUCUGAUUCGCCCCCGUCCGUCCCGUGGUCGUCUAGGUCUCCCCUUUCCCCCGGCCCCUUGUUUCUUCUGUUUCCUCCUCUGCUUCUCCCCCGAUGACUUCUCUUCUUCCCUCAAGACUGAUUUCGAAUCUUAGGCGAAUCAGGCGGAUCGACGAACCGUAAUCUGACUGCUUCUUCUGUGUUCUUCUUCCUCCGUCGCGUGAUGGAUUCCUCUGAUCUGUAUUUUUCAGGACAAGAAGGAGGUGGGGUUGCCCAAGUUGUUGAUCCAGAAGGGGAGGAACGAACUGAAUAUCCCCCUCAAGGUCUCCGCGAUGACUCAGCCCAAGAAGGAGGUGGGGUUGCCCAAGUUGAUGAACCAGAAGGUGAGGAACCAACUGAAUAUCCAGAACGAGGUCUCCGCAAUGACUCAGGUGCUCGGGUAUUCCCUCGCAAGUUAUGCAAGUCUACUUACAUUACUAGGCUGUCUUUCAAGCGUUGGGAAAAAACUGUGAAGAAGUUUAGUGACAUUCAGUUAGGCCAUGUGAGAAAGUACAAAAUGGAAGCUCUGCUUCAUAUGCCAAAGAAACUCAAAAUCCCCAUGAAUCUGCUUGAAUGGAUAGAUCAACACAUGUUUGGAACUAAAGAGCCCUGUUUCAAGCAUAAGAAUAAAGUUAUCAAGAUUAUUAAAGAUAUGGUCGACAAAAUUUUCGAUUUCCCUGGUGGCACCGAGCCUUUUGUAUUCAGUAGCGACGAUCCCCAAGUGAAAGAAGAGGUUACACAGUUGAGGAACAAGUAUAUUGAUCAUCGGAACAAAAUGCCAAUUAAUAAAAUAGAGGAGGUGAUGCUUAGUGACGAGACAGAAGAUGGUUUUAUUAGGAGCUUCACAUUUUAUUUCCUAUCAUCUAUUUUGUGCCCUGCGUCAUAUUGUUUUGGCAACACCAAGUUCUUGUACUCUCUGAGAGAUGUUUCUGCUAUUCCUUCACUCGACUUUGCGCAAUUGGCACUGGAUUUCAUGCGUGAGGAGUCAGAGCGUCACUUUAAAAUGAUCAUGAACAGACCAAGUGUUGAGGAAAUGAACAAGUCUUCAUAUAUUGGGGGAUGUCUUCCUAUCUGGGGAAUCAUUUAUCUGGAUUUUGUUGAUUUCGAUGUUAUUGAUAAUCAUCAGUCUACUGUGGAUUAUUCUCUUCCACGGAUAUGUCAUGUUAAGACUGAAGAUUUCAAGUAUCUUGCAUUGGUUGAUAGGAAUUAUGAGUCUAGGAAUUUUUUUGGUGUUUUACCACUGCGAGACAUAUCACAGACCCCAUAUUACAAUGCCGGGCCUAUUAACAAUGCUCCCGAUGCUGCUGGUGUGAUUAACUCAACUCCUUAUGUGGAGGUCAACAAUGCAAAUAGUGUUCGUGAAGCUCUACAUGAGAACACGUCAAUUGAUUCAAAAAGUCCUCAUAUCAUUUCAGAAAUUCCCAGUUCCACUGCAAAAGUUGAAGCAGAUUUAAAACCGAAACCAGAGCCACAUUUGAAAUCAGAGGUUCCCUCCAAUGAUGUCCUUAAGCCGGAGCCAAUCGGACCAAAAUUUGAGAACAUUUCUAUCAUGAAUUCGGUGUACAAAACACCAAUAUUCCCAGCUCAUACUUCAAAUGUGAACACCAACUCUGUCCACCAAGAAACUACUUCACAACCUAAGGAAGAAGUUUUUAUAUCAGCUGAAGCAAAUGAUAUCAAAUUUUCCACUGAAGUUAAUGCAAAAAGAAGUUUUAUACUCAUCAGUUCUGCCUCUGGAAAUGAAAGAGUCAAGCGUUUUCAAGGAACUCCAAUUCUUAUUGAUGAUGAUUCUCCUACCACUCCUGCUGCUGCGACUAACAAAGAGAUACCAGCCUCUCGCUGUGAUACAAGUGAAGGAAUUCCAAUGAACAUGGAGUUUUUUGUCCAACUAGGCUAUUCUUCAUUGAAUAAUGCAGAAGCUGGACGAAGUACAUGACCUAAUACAAUUGAAAAGAAGAACAGGAAAAAAAGAGCAGCUAAACUUCAAUCUCCUGAUACACCAAAGAAACUGAAAAUAUCUCAAGAAGUGGACAUUUUCUUCUCCAAAUAUUUGAGGAAGCCUAUCUUUCAAGAAUACACUCUUUUUGUUGAUAUUGAGGGUUUCCCUGUAAGCUAUGACAAUUACUUUAAUUCAUUUAAAGCGAGGGGUGAGAUUGGAGAUGAAGUGAUGAAUUAUUUUAUUCAAGUUCUUAACUAUGAAUCAAAGAUGUCAUCUGAAGUAAAGCCUUAUCUCAAGAAAUACUGUUUCAGUUUGUACUUUACUGUGAGUUUUUGGUCUAAACUUCCUAUUUGCUUAUAUUUUUUACUAUUUUUUUCUUUCAUUGAAACUGAGAUUUUUAUUAAUUUUGUCAUUUUUGUUCACAUAAUAAAUUGUUGGUUCCUCCUGAGUCAUUUGAUCCUAUUAGUUGCAUACAAGAAUUUGACAUGAUUAAUUCAGAAGAAAGCAUCUGGAAACAAGACUUGUUAUACUUCCCUACCAUAAAAUCAAAUCACUGGGUUCUACUUUCCAUCAACUCUCCGUUUGAGAAAUCUCACUUUUUUGAUCCAUGUGGUACUAUUCUGGAUACUACCCAAGAAGAACUUGUCUAUAACUUGCUCUCCAACUACAACAUGCUUUGCAAGCUGAGUAAAAAGCCAUUCAAGAACAUAUUCUCUUUCAAGCUUCAACCAGUAGGACCUUACCCAACAAACCGUCUCUUGCAUGACUCAGGCCACUAUCUGCCUUUAUACAUGGAAAAUUUUGAAGGCAAAGCUAUGAAGAGUUUCAAUGAGGGCAACAUUCCGAAGUACAGAAUGAUUUAUGCAUUCAAGUUCUUCAAAAGCACUUUGAACAAGCUGAAAGAAGGAGAUCUUCCAAUACCAAAUUGACUUUUCCGCAAGAUGCAUAUGCAAACAGUUUUCAAUGUGUAACUGAUUGGAACAAAACAUGUAUUUUCAUGUCUUCAAACAAUUACAUCUGUAAUCAUAUGGUAGUAGAUUCAUGGUACUAGAUGUUUAAACUUUUUGCUACCACGAGCUACGUAGCGUCUAUGUUGGAAAUCUUCUUUUUCUGGAUAUGGUACUCUUCAUGAACUA